Molecule: messenger RNA, 2616 nt
Organism: Moesziomyces aphidis
Lineage: Eukaryota; Fungi; Basidiomycota; Ustilaginomycetes; Ustilaginales; Ustilaginaceae
Source: the annotation of a GenBank genome assembly
AUGUCGAGCCUCUUUCGCGCCGCCCUCUUGUCCUCUCGUUCCUCUCUGCUUGCGUCUCUCGCUCCAACAACUCGCUCCACUCUUUCCGCACGCCCCUUGGCCCAGCCACAUCCACCAGGCAUCGUUCGCGCGCUCAGCUGCGCUCGCCAGUCCAACCUCGUCAUGGCAGCAGCACAGCCCGAGUCGUCCUCUUCGGCGGGCGCCAAGAUCUCGCAGCCAGAAUGGCAGAUUCCGCAGAAGCAGGUGCCCGAGCCCGAGCUCAAGAUGUACAAUUCGCUCACGCGCUCCAAGGUGCCCUUCGUCCCCAAAAAGGGCCGCACCGUCACCUGGUACAACUGCGGUCCCACCGUCUACGACGCCAGCCACAUGGGCCACGCACGUAACUACGUCACCCAGGACAUCAUCCGCCGCAUCCUCCGCGACUACCUCGGCUACGACGUCCACUUUGUCAUGAACAUCACCGAUAUCGACGACAAGAUCAUCAUCAAGGCUCGACACUCUCAUCUCGUUCGCCAGUUCCGCGCGCAGCAUCCGCAGCUCACAAAGCCGCUCCUUCAGACCAUCCAGGACGCUUGGUCUGCCUACUUUGCCAAGAAUCUCGAGCGCUUCGCCCCACCCGUGCCUCCACAAGAGCAGCAGGGCGGUCUCGUCGACCAGGCCGAAAAGGCGAGAGCUGGCGAGGCUGGCUUUGAAGAGAUCGCUCGCCUCCGUCAGGAUGCCGCCUGGCUCAAGACGGCCUCCGAAAAGGAGCCCAAGUUCGGCAUGUGGUUCUCAGCUCUCGACCGCUCGCGACAGGCGCAGGUCGCCGCCGCCAUGUCGCUUGCUGCCAGCGACUCAUCCCCCGAGGCUGCAUCAAAUCUCAUCGACGCCUCGGAGGAUGUGCUAGCCGCCUUCCUCGAUAAGCAAUUCGGCAGCACCGUUACCGACCCCGCCGUCUUCCGCGACACCGCCGCCUACUGGGAGACGCAGUUCUUCAACGACAUGAAGCGACUCCACGUCGAGCCACCCACCACGCUCACCCGCGUCAGCGAAUACGUGCCCGAGAUCGUCACGUUCGUGCAGCAGAUCAUCGACCGCGGCUAUGCCUACGCCGAGGGCCUCGACGCUGACAAGAAGAACGUCUGGUUCGACACGCGCGCCUUCGACGGCGCAAAGAGCUCCGACGGCAGCUUCGACCACUCGUACGCAAAGCUGCAGCCUUGGUCCAAGGGCAACCGCGAGCUGCUCGAGGAGGGCGAAGGCUCGCUCUCCACCUCGACCACCGCCACGGCGGGCAAGCGCGCGGCGUCCGACUUUGCGCUCUGGAAGUCGUCCAAGCCGGGCGAGCCGGCGUGGCCGUCGCCGUGGGGUCCGGGCCGUCCCGGAUGGCACAUCGAGUGCUCCGUCAUGGGCUCCGCCGUGCUCGGCGAGACCAUGGACAUCCACUCGGGCGGCGUCGACCUCAUGUUCCCGCACCACGACAACGAGAUCGCACAGUCCGAGGCGCAUCACGGCUGCAGGCAGUGGGUCAACUACUUUCUCCACACCGGCCACCUCCACAUCGAGGGCCUCAAGAUGUCCAAGUCGCUCAAGAACUUCAUCUCGAUCGACGAGGCGCUCGAGCGCUUCACCGCGCGCCAGCUGCGCAUGUCCUUCCUCCUCCAGCCGUGGCACGGCCGCAUGGACUUUAAGCAGUCCGCGCUCGGCGAGGUCAAGAACGCCGAGGCGGCUUUCAACAACUUCUUUGUCGGAAUCAAGGCCAAGGUCGCCGAAGCCAAGGCGCUCGGUGACGGCUAUUCGGACGGACAGCACCACUACGGCGACAAGGAGAAGGCGCUCAUGCAGAGCCUCGAGGACGCGCAGCAUGCCUUCCGCCUCGCCAUGUGCGACUCGUUCGACACGCCUAAGGGCAUGGAGGUGCUGCUGGACCUCGUGAGCAGGGCCAACGUCUACGAGAAGAGCCACGAGAAGCGUGCGGACGUCAACCUCGGCGUGCUUACCGCCGUCGCGCGCUACACGGGCGACAUGCUCAAGAUGCUCGGCCUCGGCGAGGGCGCUGCGCUCUCGGCGGCCAGCGACCUCGGCUGGGGUGUUGCUGACGACUCGGUCGACGGCGCCUCGGCAGUCAACAAGGAGGAGCUGUUGUUGCCGUAUCUGCGUGCGCUUAGCACGUUUCGCGACGCGGUGCGCAAACUCGCGCGCUCCGGUGCACCUGCGUCGGACUACCUCAAGCUCUCGGAUGCACUGCGCGACAACGACCUCGUCGACCUCGGUGUUGCGCUCGAGGAUACCGAGGACGGCAAGGCGCUCGUCAAGCUCGUUCCCGCCGCGCAGCUGCAGGCUGCCAAGCGCGAGAAGGAGGCGGCCGCGGCCGAGAAGGCGGCCAGGAAGGCUCAGGCUGCCGAACAGGCGCGUCUGAAGCGACUCGAGAACCUGGAGAAGGGCAGGACGGCGCCCGAGCAGCUCUUCCGCACCGCCGAGUACAGCGAGUGGGACGAGCGAGGCAUCCCCACCAAGGACAAGGAGGGCGCCGACCUCGCCAAGAAACGCCGCAAGAACCUCGAGAAGGACUGGGACAAGCAGACCAAGCUGCACAAGGACUUCCUCGACGCUCAAGCCAGUGGCGAGAUCCAGUAG